AUGGCGGCCAUUGUUGAUGUUGACACUAUUGACAAACCUGUGGUAUUGGAUCCAUCAUACUUUGUCAGUUUGCACGAAUUGAAGUCCAACAAGCCUACUAAACUUGGCUCAAUAGGUAAUUGGCUUCAGUGUAGACAGGUCAUAGAUGAUGCAGCAGAAGGUGACAAUGUAACUAUAUGUGGAAAGUGGCGCAGGAGAGCUUUUCCUCGAAAUUUUGUAAAUGUUAUGGAGAAUUUAACCAUGAAGCCUGAAUGCACAUUGGCUCCUCUUUUUGAAGUCCAAACUAAUGACUGGGAAUGCUUCUGCUGUGUCUUUUGGGAUCCAAUUCAUGCCGACUGCGCUGCACCUCAGGAGCUGGAAACUGAUGAAGUUAUGAAGCAGCUCAAGUAUAUUCAGAUGCUGAGACCCCGACUAGCUGCUAAACGGCGGAAAUUGAAGCUUGCCAACGAUGGUGAUCCAGUGGAUGAUUGA
This is a messenger RNA of Dovyalis caffra, 471 nucleotides long. Lineage: Eukaryota; Viridiplantae; Streptophyta; Magnoliopsida; Malpighiales; Salicaceae. The record is from the annotation of a GenBank genome assembly.